AUGUUGGUGGCUUACUCCGCUAAGCGACUAGACCCAGAAAUAAACCUUGGCCUGCCUAGUUAUGGGGGACACGGCACUCUGGAGGUUUUACAAGUUACACAGUUACUAGAGAGAGCUGGCAUUACCUGUUAUAUAGUUGGUCCUUCUGCUCUGAUGUACUACGGCGCCGCAGGACGUCAGAAUGACUGGACUGUGUGCGUGCCCACAGAAAAGCUUGGAGAAGCGUCUUCACUUCUGCAUCCAGCCGACAGUUACGAAACCUUUCCGCCUCGUCCUCCACGCCCGUGGUCACUACUCCACACGUUCGCACGAUUCAGACCUGUAGGCAUAGCGAUGGCCAUUACUUUGGUUCCCUCAGAUGAUGUGCAUAUUGAUUGCAUAGCCCCCAAUAUCGAGUGUAGCCAAAUGGGUCUCCCGUACCCGGUCCUGGAGAUAUUCGCACAGUCGCCUCAACACCUACAAUAUGAGCGCACUCCAAGACCUUACCACCUGAAACUUGACGCCGAAAACGAUGUAGCGUGGGCACGGCGAAAGCAUGAGAAGAAACGAGCUUCGGUUCCACUUUCCUUCAGCUCGUGUAUGAUGGAAAAUGACACUUUGCCGGAGGGAUAUUUUUCCACGCGAUUCCGUGGGGUGGGAUCCCCGGAUCUACGGUCUGAAGAGAGGGACUGCGUAUAA
This is a messenger RNA of Alternaria rosae, 678 nucleotides long. RefSeq lists its product as uncharacterized. Bases 1 to 678 code for a protein of 225 amino acids. The transcript has 6 exons. NCBI's taxonomy places the organism in Eukaryota, Fungi, Ascomycota, Dothideomycetes, Pleosporales, Pleosporaceae. The record is from RefSeq and is a predicted model, not a curated record.